Molecule: messenger RNA, 1516 nt
Organism: Phragmites australis (common reed)
Lineage: Eukaryota; Viridiplantae; Streptophyta; Magnoliopsida; Poales; Poaceae
Product: peroxidase 2-like
Exons: 4
Coding region: 306-1262 (318 amino acids)
Biological process (GO): hydrogen peroxide catabolic process; response to oxidative stress
Molecular function (GO): peroxidase activity; heme binding
Source: RefSeq, a predicted model, not a curated record
UCUUUUUGUCCCUCUUCCUUUUCUUCCUCCUCUGCUUCAUCCAUGACCCUAAAGAAUAAGGGGGGCCUCCAUGGUCUGCACACUCCCGAAUCUGCUCCUGCUAGUUGCAUGGCGACGACAAUUGUUGCUGUCAUUCAGAGACUAAACCUAGGCAUCCGAUGUGACAUGUAGGCACCAAUGGGCGCUAUAAAUCUGCAUGGAGUGUACCAUUCCCUUGCAAACUACAGCCAAGUAGCAAGUGCAGCAGGCUAGCUAGGCAGCAAACGCACACAUCCAGCUACUCUGCUCGAUCUCGUAGCUAAGUCAUGGCCUCUGCCUCUUGCCUUAGCUUGUUGGUGCUCGUGGCGCUGGCCUCGGCGGCGUCGGCGCAGCUGUCGUCGACGUUCUAUGACACGUCGUGCCCCAACGCGCUGUCCACCAUCAAGAGCGGGGUGGCGGCCGCGGUGGCGCAGGAGGCUCGCAUGGGGGCCUCGCUGCUCAGGCUGCACUUCCACGACUGCUUUGUGCAGGGCUGCGACGCGUCCGUGCUGCUGAAUGACACGGCCACCUUCACCGGCGAGCAGGGGGCAAACCCGAACGCCGGAUCGAUCAGAGGUUUCAACGUCGUCGACAACAUCAAGGCGCAGGUGGAGGCCGUGUGCCCGCAGACCGUCUCCUGCGCCGACAUCCUCGCCGUCGCCGCCCGCGACUCUGUCGUUGCGCUCGGAGGGCCGUCAUGGACCGUUCUGCUGGGGAGAAGGGACUCCACCACUGCAAGCUUGUCUCAGGCCAACAGCGACCUGCCUGCUCCUUCCUUGGAUCUCGCUAACCUCAUCGCCGCGUUCGCCAACAAAGGCCUUAGCACCACCGACAUGGUUGCUCUCUCGGGCGCGCACACGAUCGGGCAGGCGCAGUGCCAGAACUUCCGUGCCCACAUCUACAACGACACCAACAUCAACUCGGCCUUCGCGACGUCGCUCAAGGCCAACUGCCCCGCGGCAUCCCCCAACGGCGACACCAACCUGGCGCCGUUGGACACCACGACGCCCAACACGUUCGACAACGCCUACUACAACAACCUGCUGUCCCAGAAGGGCCUCCUGCACUCCGACCAGCAGCUGUUCAACGGCGGCAGCACCGACAACACGGUCAUGAACUACGCGUCCAACACGGCGGCGUUCAGUAGCGCCUUCACGACGGCGAUUGUGAACAUGGGGAACAUCAGCCCGUUGACGGGGACCCAGGGGCAGAUCAGGCUCAGCUGCUGGAAGGUGAACUCGUAAGACGGACGUAUGGCCGGUAUGGUACGUUGGCAGCGUAAAUAUGUCAAUGCGUUAAGACGAAUAAGGUCGUGCCCGCACUACCAACAAGUAUAUAUGUAUGCAUGUCGAGUGGCAUACGCCAACUCGCUUUAAUUUCUUGGUCCGUGAAGUGUAUGGAACGGAUGAGAGGGCGUGCCGUGCAGCUAUAUAUACAUAUGUAUCGAGCGAGUUUUAGAUCAUGCGAAUGCAUGGGAGAUUAACUAUCACUUGCUCUC